AUGCCGACCUCAAAGCCCGGCGGAGGCAAAGGCACGCACAGCUGCCGGGAGUGCAAGCGGCGGAAGAUGAAAUGUGUCUUGGAAUCGGCCGCAAACGCCACUGCUUGCUAUGGCUGUCGGCGAAGAGGCUCUCCGUGUCUCAGCCAGGAGUUCCCGGAAGACAGCGCGAUAGACAUGGAGAUGAUCGCGAAACUGAAUAACGCUGCUGGCAGAGCAGAGACGGUGUCAACUCUCUCGAGCGAAAACACACCUCCGUCAGAUAAGCCUCUUACACCUACGUCCAUGACUUCGGAGCCUCUACGACAGCUGGCAUUCCACAAAUCUGAGAGCCUGUCUCGAUUCCUGCACGGAUCGCUGCCUUCUCGUGAAGAUACCGAAAGGAUAUAUAACGCGAUUCCUCAACGGCCUGUGCUUGCUCAUGAAAUGAUGACGAUGCCGUACACUUGCCUCUCCCAGAACGACCGAAUCCAAUCCGGAAACUCCUUCGAGAUCCCGGACCCGAAAAUGCAUCCAGUACUGAUUGCAAGGCAUAUGCUCCUGCUCGCCAGCCUCCUACAACAUCUUCACCCUGAGGUCCAUGCCGACAUCAAAGGUCUUUCAGAAACACCACGAGUCAUGUCGGAACCGGUAGCCAACCUCGCCAUCAGCUACGUUACGACUAAGGACGAACUGCUUGGCAGUAUCGAAGGCCUCGGCUGCAUCAUGAUUGAGAGCGUAUAUCAAGCGAACAUCGGAAACCUCCGACGAAGCUGGGUAGCGGGUCGAAGAGCUGUCAGCGUUGCGCAACUUAUGGGUCUCAACCGCUCGAAUAACCGCGCACAGUACGAAGUACUAGACUCUAGGACGAAAUACGACCCACGCGUCAUGUGGUCUCGGAUCGUCUUCCUGGGCCGCUUCCUUUGUCUUAUGCUCGGCCUCCCACAAGGCUUGUACUGA
This is a messenger RNA of Rhinocladiella mackenziei CBS 650.93, 936 nucleotides long. RefSeq lists its product as uncharacterized. NCBI's taxonomy places the organism in Eukaryota, Fungi, Ascomycota, Eurotiomycetes, Chaetothyriales, Herpotrichiellaceae. The coding region runs from base 1 to 936 and encodes 311 amino acids. The transcript has a single exon. Gene Ontology annotation, biological process: regulation of DNA-templated transcription. The record is from RefSeq and is a predicted model, not a curated record. Gene Ontology annotation, molecular function: zinc ion binding; DNA-binding transcription factor activity, RNA polymerase II-specific.